This is a messenger RNA of Esox lucius (northern pike), 7822 nucleotides long. Its product is annotated as PH and SEC7 domain-containing protein 1. Bases 1550 to 3271 code for a protein of 573 amino acids. The record is from RefSeq and is a predicted model, not a curated record. Gene Ontology annotation, biological process: regulation of ARF protein signal transduction. NCBI's taxonomy places the organism in Eukaryota, Metazoa, Chordata, Actinopteri, Esociformes, Esocidae. The transcript has 13 exons. Gene Ontology annotation, molecular function: phospholipid binding; guanyl-nucleotide exchange factor activity; protein binding.
CCGGUUCUGGGUGGUGUGUGAGAAAGAGCGAACCCUUGCCUCUAUAAAGUCCAAGCUGUGUACCGGAACGAAUCCGAUGACCACUCACCAAACCAAACAAGCUAAAGUGGCUAAUAGGUUUGGGGACAUUUUCAAUGAUUCCAUUUGUGAAGAAGGCAUGCCUCAGUCUGUGGGAUUUUGAUUUAGCCGACCUAGAAGCCCGGGUGUUUUUUCGAAUUUAGGCACAUUUAGAAACCAAACCCAGCAGAACAACAGGAAUCUUCGGCUGCGUUUGCGAUCCCUGUUCUAUUCUAUUCCACUGGAUUUGCUAAAUAUUGACGUUGCUAUUCGUUACCACAGCUACUGGAAACGGACGACUUUGAUAACCCUGGAAGAACAGGAAUCCAGGAAGAGGGGAGGUAUUCACAGUCCUCUUCAUACUUUGAUAGCAGUUGGAAUUUCACCCCUCCUUCCCUCUCCCCAUUUGAGAUGGUUUGUGCCGUUGUUAGACAGAGGCCCAUUGUGACGAACUGCCCUUUAGACGGACAGAGGUGGACCAAUUAUGUGGCGAUGGGCCCAUGAAGCGGAGGCUGAAUUCUCUCAUGGUCUCUGAGCAGCGCUGUGAUAGCUGCUCAAUUAGUCCUCGCUGAUGUAACGGAUUAUGAUGAUUAUCGGCGGCGAGUUGCAUACAGCGAAUGGGUGCCUCAACGAUGUCCGCUGGUGCUCAGAAUAGGCCCUAAACCUAACCCUAACCCUAAACCUAACCCUAACCCUAAACCUAACCUAUAUGGUUAUCAGCGGGGACCUGUUCAACAUGUAAUCACACUGUGCCGAGAUAACACUCUUGGCUCCAAGUUCAUACGCAGCUCCGAGCUGGAGACCAGUACCCAUGUGGGCCCUUCUCCACGGUCUCCUCUUCACGUGAAUAUACAAGGCAGAGUGUGAGCACAUCCGUUCUCUUCCAGAAGAAACUAAAAGGAGUAAUCCUGUUUCUAAUUCAACACACCCUACAGUGUAGGGUUACCAGUGGGAGUUCUCCCUGGCACUGUCUCGCUGUGUUUAUGUUGGUGUGGUUGUGUCUCCAUUAAGAAGCCGGGUGGACAACAUGUUCUGUGGACCUCGUCCAAAGAUGGACCUAAUGACUAUGAGUAAUUGGAGCUUGUGAAAAGGGAGAGAGGGAGAGCGGGGAGGGGAGAGAGAGCAGCGGAGAGCUUUUGAGUGAAAGGCGGCCAAGUUCCGCGUUCAAGGUCGGCAGCGGACAUUGCCGAAGUUUACACAGUGGAUGAGAGGAGGAUAACAGAGAGCAACGAAGGCGGAGCAAAAACAGAAACAAACAGAGAGAGCAAACGAGAGCCGAACCAGGCCCUGCGGGACAAAACCUCUCUUGCCGAGGCACAAGAUAAACACAAUACGAAGGAAAGGCACAACCCAGCUUUUCCAAGUGCCUUCGUACAACUGCACAUUUCAACUGAAGCCAAAGGGAGUGACCUGCUAGCUGAACGUCAGGGCCUGUUGGGCUAGAAUACGAGGGAUGCGCUAAGGGAAGCGGAGGAACAGGGGGGAGGAGGUGAUGCGAUCUGGCCAGGGAGCCAGGACAAGGACAGGGGGGGUGAGUCGGGGAGCUAGUCUGAGGCACCCUUCGUACAGGGGGGGGACGGGUACGGCAGGGAAGGCCUGCUCUGUGUUCUGUUGGCACGGCUCACAUGGAGAUGACAGGUACCUUCCAACUCACCGUUCGAGCUCCCGGCGGAGGGAGAAGGUUCGUCUGGCGACAGACACUGAGCUGGACCAGGACUUCAGUGAGCGGUUGGGUCUGGGGAGCAGUGACACCCUGACCAAUGGGAACCGUGCUGACGGAGAGGCGGCCAAGCGCCUGGCCAAGCGCCUCUUCACCUUGGACGGCUUCAGGAAGUCCGAUGUAGCCCGUCACCUCAGCAAGAACAAUGACUUCAGUCGUAUGGUUGCAGAGGAGUAUCUGCAUUUCUUUAACUUCGUGGGUCUUACUCUGGACCAGGCUCUGAGAAACUUCCUCAGACAGUUUGCCCUGAUGGGGGAGACUCAGGAGCGGGAGCGGGUGUUGUCUCACUUCUCCAGGAGGUACCUGCACUGUAACCCCAAAGUCAUCCCGACCGAGGACGCCAUUCACACCCUGACCUGUGCCCUGAUGUUACUGAACACUGACCUGCAUGGCCAUAACAUCGGCCGGAGGAUGUCGUGCACUCAGUUCAUUGGCAACCUGGAGGGUCUUAACGAGGGCCAAGACUUUCCCAAACCACUGCUUAAGGCCCUGUACAACUCAAUCAAGAACGAGAAGCUCCAGUGGACAAUUGACGAGGAGGAGAUGCGAAAGUCUUUUUCAGAGCUGGGGGAUAUUAGCCAAGCAGACACAGCCUCCAAACAAAUCAAAAGCCCAGCCAGCGGCGGGAGAACCCUGGCGUGCCAGCCCUCGGGGGCCAAGCUGUACAAGAACGGGUUCCUGGUGCGGAAAGUGCACGCCGAUUCAGACGGCAAGAGAACACCCCGUGGGAAGAGAGGCUGGAAGACGUUCUAUGGCAUUCUGAAGGGGCUUAUUCUCUACCUGCAGAAGGGGGAGUACCGGCCGGACAAGCAGCUUUCGGACGAGGACCUGAAGAACGCUGUGUCCGUCCACCACUCUCUGGCCAUGAGGGCUGCAGACUACAGCAAAAGACCAAACGUGUUCUACCUGCGCACAGCAGACUGGAGGGUCUACCUCUUCCAGGCACCAAACGCAGAGCAGAUGCAGUCAUGGAUCACGCGCAUUAACACGGUUUCAGCCAUGUUCUCUGCGCCGCCCUUCCCUGCAGCCAUCGGGUCGCAGAAGAAAUUCGCCCGACCGCUGCUGCCCAGCUCCACCUCUAAAAUGUCCCAGGAGGAACAGGUCCAGUCCCAUGAGGCUCGGUUCCGGGCCAUCUCCACUGAACUGGCCGAGCUACGCUCGUAUCCUCCUGACCGAAAGGUCAAAGGCCGUGAGCUGGAGGAGUACCGCCAGCGGGACGAGUACCUGGAGUUUGAGAAAACGCGCUACGGUACCUACGCCAUGUUGCUCCGUGUCAAGCUCCGCUGCGGCGAGGACGACCUGUCCAUCUUCGAGGCCCAGAUCCUGGAGGACAACGGGCUCCAGCGCGCCCACUCCAGCCCCACGCUCCAGGACGGCAGCCUGGCCUCCCAGGGAAGCGGGGCCAAGGAGCCGGUGGGCUGUGCCGCCGCGGGCAAAGGCUCCAAGCGCACAGAGGGCCAGAGACACAGCUACCGCCAGGCCGUCAGGAAGUGAGGCGGGACGGGGGGGCAACGGGGCGGUGAUGGUACGGCCAGCUCGUUGGCCUGCGCAGGUUUUUAUUAACGAUCCGGGGGCAUGGGGUGGGGGGGUUGAAUGGGGGUUGCUUGAAAAGGGGUGAGAGUGUACCGCAUACACCACACCCCCUGCCCUGUGGCAGCCCUCACCCCCGGAACCCCACAUCUCCUCAGAAAUACGGAUCCUGUGACUGGCGCGGCCGCUGUCCAAUGCCAGCAGGGCGUUGGGGCAGGAGGGCGGGACGUUGGAGGUCUUGGAGCCUGUGGAGGUAUAAUUCAAGAGGAGGCUUAUACUCUGCGGUGUCGCUUGACAAAGUGUUUCGGCAGCGCCGCCACCAAGCAACUCCCAUCCAGACCCUUUUCCAUUUCGCAGGCGCCUCUCCCGCAAGCCCUGCCAACCCUUUUAAUUCUCUCCGGACGUUUCUAGGGACCAAACAUGUUUACACCUUUGACACGUCGUCUCAGAGGACCAUUCGUUUGGACUGCAGUGCUACAGUACUGUAAGCCUGUGGUAACAACCGCUGAAGGACCCUAAACUCAUUGCGUUGCGGUUUCCUUUUUUUGCCACAACAUCAGGGUGUGUCCACAUUCCAUGAGGGAGCCCAGCUACUAGCCCCUGAGCUUGUCUGUUGGGGGGGGGGGCGAGAGGUUGCCCAUGUGGGCCCUGCGGAGGCCCACCCUCAGCCCUCCCUCCUUGUUCGAGUCGAGACGUGGGCAGGGGAGAGAGGAAGACUGCGCUGUCAUGACUUCAGACCUCUCUGCUUCGCAGUUCUCCCACUCUGUCUCGGAGGGGUAACUGUGGCUCGGCCCUGGAUUCUGUCCCAAAUAACUUGUCAGAUUUGACAUCACUGUUUGGUCAUGAACCAUUGCAGGCUACUAAUGUACAGCUGCACAUGAAUACAACAGUAUUUGAACUGUAUCAUCCUCUCAGCAAGAGAGGCCCGUGGUUUCUUAAUUCUUUUUCCUUUAAGGGGCAAUCUGCGAUAAAUAUCUACCCAUUGAUUCUUUAAGAACAUAGCUUUUGAUGUGCCUCAUGAGCUUAGUUCAUCUGUUAGGCUUUGUUUGUAAACAGUGUCGUCGUAAACAAACAAAACACGUUUGCAACUAUCAUUUCUGUACCAUGGAUGGUCGGUCCUUGUAAGCGUAGCUUAGCUUAUGAAUUUGAGAAUGGUUACAUUUCUCCAGCUCCAUCCCUCAGCUGUUUACCAAAUCAGUGGUGGGGGUUCCGCUUUGUUAUUCUUUAAAUUGCAGAUUGCCCUUUUAAUAUCAGUUGUUAAUCACUACCCAGUUGCUUUCUCUGUGUUGAUGUGGGCAUCUGUUCUUUCUUACUACUCUGGGCAAACUGUUGUUUUAGCAUGCCUGCAUCAAGCUCAGCUUUUUCAUUUAUGGCCUUUUCUUCCUCUUUGGAAAAGAAGGGCAAAAGGUGUUUUAGGUUGUAUUGUCUUUUUACUGAUACCGUAUUGACAUGUCCUCCCUGUUACUUCCUUUGGAAUCUGUUUGUGUGUCCGUAUCAACACUCCUUUGGAAGACCUGUUUUAAUGCUCACCAGGCAGGCCCAGAAAGUUCCGGUGUUGUCCCGUAGUUCCGCAGUAUUUAAAAAGUCUGUUGAUGUCGGACUUCCCUUCCUCCUGUGUCCUGUUAUGAGUGUAAUUAUAUGGUGAAAUAUCAAGAUUAUAAGAAGCAUUUUAUUCAUAUUCAUUGUGGUCCUAUGGUACGUAUGUUUUUUUAAUAACCUGCCGGCUACUAUGUUCUGCUUAUAUUGUAUGAUACAUUAUAUAUGUAGUUACAAUAUAUACUGGUGAAUAUGCAUAAAUUAAACAUAGAGACUUGAUAUUAUACAUUCCCUGUAGUUAAAUGCCCUGGGGGUGAUAUAUGAUUAUCGUGUGUUUUACAUUCUGUAUGUAAAGGGGCGACAAAGACACCAGCACUGAGUGUUAUUAAAUGCCUAUGCAUUUAAUAAACAGUGAUUGACCACAGAGGUUUUGAGAUGGACAAUACCAUAAUCAAAUUCCCAUCAUUAUUUUAACUUCCUGGUCUGAAGUAUUCUGAAGGAAGGGAGAGGGACAUUUUUCUUUCAAAUUAAUAUAAUCAUUCAAUUUGAAGGUAUUUGUUGGUGUUGUUUUAUUGAUGUUGACAGGGAGUAAUGUUUCGCUACAUGAAAAACAGAUAUACGGGGUAUUGUCAGCGCUGUAUGUGGAAUGUGACCCAAUAGGCAAGACAAGGAAGCCUAUCCAUACCACAUCCUAAAUCAAUCGAGAGAAGAAUUAUGAACAUAGCCAUUCCAUGACAUACCUUAGGUUCCAAAAAUUAAAUGGCGUGUGUCACAUUUUUCUGUAAUAUUUGAAGGAUAGCCAUUUUCUACUCAGGCUUUCGAAAUUUUGCCUUGAACAGUUGUAAUGCCAGCAUCCUACCAGCAGAGAGCGCAGUUUGGCAGGACAUUUAGUUACCUUUCAGCCAUAACCCUGCUACCCCGCACUGCACAACGUUUUCAUUGUGGGCCUCGGCAUAAGGAAACCUGCCAAGCUAUCUGUGAUCCGCGACAGAUAGUUGUUAAUGUGUAAGUGCAUGUGUAUCUGUAGCAUUGUGCACCUGUGAGAAUGCAUACAUACAUGUACAAGCGUGUGUGUGUGUGUGUGUGUGUGUGUGUGUGUGUCUGUGUCUGUGUCUGUGUGUCUGUGUGUACACUCUGAGAGGUGCGCAAUUCUAAUAAAGACAGGAGACUAAAAUUUUUCACUUUAAAUGUAUGUCGAACAAAACCCAGUGUUACACCAUACGACUCUACAGAAUAACUCAAUUUCUAUAUUGAACAGUUUAACUUGUCAACUGAGAUUUUGAUUAAAACUAAUUUAACUGAAACACAGUGCAGAUGCAAAGUUUGGUGAAAGAAAAUGUUCUGUUACCAAACCAUGCCCCCUGCAUAUACAUUUUGUCACAUGUUCUGUGGAGAGAAUGUUAAUUCCAGUCCUGGUGUGUAUGAAGUGCUUGUGCGGUUUGCCGUCAUGGUCUCUUUUUGACUUAAAAGUCUGUUACAGAUGGUUACGGUGGAAUUGCCCGUGUGUUUUAGUCCUGCUGCAGGUUUGUGAAUGUCAUUGAAUGCAGCAUGCUGCGACCUGGCUGACCUGCUGUUAUACUAAGCUCAUUUGACUAAUGUGGCUGAGGAGAAUAUUCUAGCCAGAACAGCUAUCCAAUAUUUUAAAGCCGGGACCAGCCUAUCCAGCUGCGUCCAUCAGCUGUAGUUAUCAGAAGUGUUUUUUUGUACAGUUUUAGUACAGAAAAUUGGAUGCUAUGUUAAUGUGUAGCAUGGUGUGUUUUGCCUCAUCUUCUCCGAUCCUAUCUUCCCUGCUUCCAUUUCUUCUGAUAACACAUAGCCUCUCAAGUUUCCAUUUCACUCCUCUUUCUCUCUCAGUUCACUGCAUUUCUCCUUUGCCACUAACAGUCUGUCUGCUAGGCCCUGUGUAUCCAUCAUCAUCAUGCUGACAUCCCUUUUCAAGACAAUCUUUUGAGAAGCUGCCUUCACCGGUGAACCCUAGGCCUGUGUGUAUAUUGUUACUAUUUUGACGACAUAUACUUUAAAUUGUAUUGUGUUACGGUUGUGAUGUAACUGCUUGGUACUUGUAUUAAUUGGUAGUGUUUGACACUGGUGGCAUUUAGCCAGGGUGCUCUACCACCAGCGAAUGCCAUGUCUCUGCCUGGACAUUUAGACUAAAGGAGAGGCCCUUUACACACAAGGAGACGUUGCGGAGUUCAAGUGAACAGAACUGAAAGUCUCAUCUCUCACACGCUGUUUGUAGAUAGUGCAUCUGCGGUCUAUACAGCACAUGCUCUGCUUCCAGUUUCCCAGGCACUAACUGUCAGGGAGGGAGGCACGGACAGUUUUGUAUGGUAAAUGAUGCCCUACUAUCUAUUUGUUAUGACAAAGCAGUAGAAUAGAACGAGCGUCAGCGUCCGCGUCAGUGACCUCUCUGCGUCCCACCUCAGCCGCCCCCUGGGACAUCACCGCAGGGCGGCUGUAUGGGCGCUAGUCUGCGGUGCGCCGUGGCACUGAAAGAACGCCUGGGUGUUCGCAUUUGUUCCUUUUCAACCAGCACUUCUGAAUGUGACAUGUGAUAUACGUAUACAGCAUGAGAUACUAUUACGAUCUGCUUUCCUUUGUAUUAUAUUUAGGGUAUUUAAUGAAAGGUUAAUAUAUAGAACAGCAUUGUUGUCCAGUUCAUUGUCACGUUUUUUUUAUUAUUAUUAUAAACGCUGAAUGAAGGACAAUUGUUUGUACGUGAUGCUGUUUUAUUGCAGAUGUAUUGUAGACACCACCCCACCAACACAUUCAAAACUGUGACGUACUGGGAUUCUGACUUAUUUAAGAUGUCUUAGAAUGCUGCCAAUGAGAGACAUUUGAAAAGUUUUUCUAGGAUUGUUUACUCAUUUUAGCUGUACACGUGUCAAUCGCCUGUUAAAACCUCACCUCUGUAAGGAAACUUUCUUUGUAUAUCAGCUUUUCUUUUGGGGAGGCAUAAAGAAAAAAUCAGUGUUUAAA